CUCCGUCUCGCAGCUCGUCUCUGUGAGGCAACGAAAACCAAAACUUUCAAAAGAAUUUCUCUCCUUGAACGAUGAGUAACAGCAUCAGAAGUCGCAGUGAGCUCCUGCGGGAUGAUGAAUGUCUUAUCAACCAGAAACUUCCAAAGGAGGACACUUUAAGGAUAUUUUCAUACUUGGAUGUCGUCAGCUUGUGUCGAUGUGCCCAGGUUUCAAAGGCUUGGAAUCAACUUGCGCUAGACGGCAGUAACUGGCAGAAAGUAGACUUGUUUAACUUCCAAACAGAUGUAGAGGGUAAAGUCGUAGAAAAUAUUUCCAAACGUUGUGGGGGCUUCCUGAAAGAUCUGAGCCUUCGCGGUUGCCAGAGUGUCACAGAUGACGCUCUCAACACAUUUGCACAGAAUUGCAAAAAUAUAGAGGUGCUUAAUUUGAGCGAUUGCAAGAAGAUCACAGACAAGACAGCAAUCAGCCUCAGCAAGUACAGUAGCAAACUCAGUCAACUCAAUUUAGAUUCCUGCACAUCCAUCACAGACCAGGCACUCAAGUUCUUAAGUGAUGGUUGCCCGAAUCUUAACAAUCUCCAUGUAUCGUGGUGUGACCGUCUUUCGGACAACGGCAUCGAAGCGCUGGUCAGAGGGUGUCCCAGGCUAGCUCUGCUCAUCUGUAAAGGUUGCCAUCUGUUAUCAGACGACUCACUGGUACAUAUAGGAAACCACAGUCCUCAUCUGACAACACUUAAUGUACAAGGAUGUGCGUUGCUGACAGAUGAUGGUAUGCAGAAACUGGCACGAGGUUGUCGGGAAUUACAGUCACUAUGUCUAUCAAGUUGUACACACCUCACUGAUGCAACGCUAGUAGCCCUCAGUACGUGCUGUCUCAAACUCAGGACGUUGGAAGUAGCCAGUUGUUCACAAUUCACAGAUAAUGGAUUCUUAGCAUUAGCAAGAACGUGUUCGGAAUUAGAAAGAAUGGACCUUGAAGAAUGUUCACUGAUAACUGACGCGACGUUGUUACACAUGGCCAAUGGAUGCCCCAAAAUGCAGAAAUUGAGUUUUUCCCACUGUGAGCUCAUCACAGAUGAAGGGAUCCGUCACCUUGGAACCAGUGCUUGCGCAACGGAACACCUACAAGUCAUCGAGCUGGACAACUGCCCCCUGAUCACGGACGUGUCGCUAGAGCAUCUGAUGGGCUGUCAGAGUUUGCAGCGGAUUGAGCUCUACGACUGCCAGUUGAUAACGCGAGCCGGCAUCAGGAGACUCAGGGCACAGCUUCCUGACGUAAAAGUUCAUGCUUACUUCGCACCUGUUACGCCGCCCCCCUCAGUGGGAGGGGGGCGCCCUCGUUACUGUCGAUGUUGCACGAUAAUCUAAAAGACCAAAUCAGUCAUCCUCCAGCAAGAUCCAGCAAGAUACCGGAGGUAAUUGAAAUCAAAAACAAGCCUUAAACAAGAGAAAAUUUGCUAAAUAAUGUGCAUCGCUGUGUACUUUUAACGUCCAUGGGGAGACUGGUGAACCUCAUAUCGGCUGAUAGAGGGCGCUGUUUGUUCUUCCCUGCAUACAGGGAAGUGAGUGGAGAAUGGGAGCUGCAUUUUCUAGUCGGCAUGUGAUAGGGUAGUCAUUGGUGAGAUAGGUCGAAUUUUAAGAUGGAUGGUCAAUCUAAGAACUACAUCCUUGACGACUGUCCUUAUAUGCCACACGUGGCUGAUAUUAUCAGAUUUUUUAAAACUUUGUCCCUCUUUUUUUUUUAUACAUGCCUGGAAAAAUGCUACUAAAUAGAAUAUUGUUAUUUUUGGUUUAGAAUUGGAGAUUGUGUGUUCACACAGGAUAUAUAUACGAUUGGAAUUAUAUCAAAUCAGGAUUUAACCUUCACGUUGACUGUUUCCGUUGGAAGUGGAAACUAUUGGUAAUUACUCAAAAUAAUUGUUAUCAUAAAACCUUACUUGGUAAUGAGUAAU
This is a messenger RNA of Asterias rubens (European starfish), 1951 nucleotides long. RefSeq names its product F-box/LRR-repeat protein 20-like. Gene Ontology annotation, biological process: SCF-dependent proteasomal ubiquitin-dependent protein catabolic process. The coding region runs from base 72 to 1367 and encodes 431 amino acids. Gene Ontology annotation, cellular component: SCF ubiquitin ligase complex. Lineage: Eukaryota; Metazoa; Echinodermata; Asteroidea; Forcipulatida; Asteriidae. The transcript has 14 exons. The record is from RefSeq and is a predicted model, not a curated record. Gene Ontology annotation, molecular function: protein binding.